ACUGGAUUGAAGACUGGGUCUGAGGUCCCUGCUGGAGGAAGGAGGCGAGGAGGAGGAGAAGGAGGGAGGUUUCCCUUGGCCUCUAAGCUGUGAAACCGGAAAACCAAAGCAUGUCACAGGUCAUAGAAUCCCACGUGUUGCGCGUUGGACAGACUGUGUGCAUUUCCUCACCGGAGGAAAGCAAGAGCCUGCACCCAGCAGGGUACCCAGGCUGCUCCACGCUGCCAGGCAAGUACAUCUACUACUCCACAGAGACCUGGACUGAUUCCCCCUCCAUGGUGCACCCCAAGGCUCGGCUGCUCCCCAGCGGGAGAGCGUACGGAGCCCAGCCCGUGCCGGAGCACGCUGCUCACACACAGGGGAAGGACCAGCAGAAUUCCUCCUUGGAGAGACCCCCGUGCCAGCUGAAGGAGGAGGAGAACACCAGCGUGGACCCUGAGGCUCAGCCAAUGUCUCCCUCCCUGGAUGUGACCAUAGAGACUCUCAACCAGAUGAUUCUGGAAAUCGAUCCGACCUUCCAGCCGCUGCCCUGCCGGCCGGUGAAGGACGCAGCCCAGCCUGCUGCUCAGGGUGACACUGUGGCCACCAAGAAGCAGGACCUGGAGGCAGUAGACAUCAAGUACAUAGAGCUGACACCGGGCAGAGCCUCGGGGCCCGACCUGCCACAGGGCUCCCCCAGCCCUUCAGGCACCCCCUUCUCCAGGUCCCCCCAGGCCAACACCUUCCUGCCCCAAAAAGGGACACUUGGAGGCAAAUACAGCACCAGUGACAGCGUGGUUUUCUCGAGCCCAACCGGAUCCUCGAGCCCCCAGUUGGCUGCCCUGAGCUGUAGCAAAACAUCCGAGAGCACCGGUGCACCCUGGCAGUGCCUGGCAGGACACACAGACACAGCCUCCUGCAGCCCCGGGGCUCUCAGCACCUCCCCAGGUGCUGACAAUCUGCUGAAGCCCAUGCAGGUGCUGAGGGCCCGGCAGAGAGGCAGCUGGGUGUCCCAGCUCUCCACCAGCCCUGGCUCUGACACCAGCUACAUCCUGGGCAGCAGCACCCACUCGCUCCACAACGAGGACUCGGACGCUUCCGCCGCUGCCUCCCCAUCCACUGCCAGCUCCCUGGGCAGCCCCUGCUCCCCUUCCUCUGCCAUCCUGCCUCACCCCAGGGAAGCUUUUGCCCAGAGCCCUCCACAACCCCGUGCAGGCAGCUCCCCCAGCACCUCCCUGGCGCAGAAGGGCCAGGCCAGCAGCUGCCCCCCCUCCAUCCUGACCUCCGCCGCCGACAUCCCGGUGCUGCUGGUGAACGGGUGCCUGGAACAAGGAGAUGGACCCUCCCAGCUGGCCAGAGCCAGCCCCAGCUCUGCCACACAGCCCCCCCUGCCCGGCUGCAGCCCAGCCUCCAGGCUUGGUGGCCUCAACAACGCUCAGUCAGCACCUGCACUCAGCUGCCUCUCGGACAGUCCCCUGAAGGCUGGGCAGCCCACCAUGAAGUUUGUGAUGGACACAUCCAAAUACUGGUUCAAGCCAAGCAUCAGCAGGGACCGAGCAAUCCAGCUGCUGAGGGACAAGGAGCCGGGCACGUUCCUCGUCAGGGACAGCACCUCGUACCGGGGCUCCUUCGGCCUGGCCAUGAAGGUUCCUGGCUCUCCAUCCAGCAGCCAGACAGGGGAGGAGAGCAGUGACCUCGUCCGGCACUUCCUCAUCGAGUCCUCCACCAAAGGGGUUCACCUGAAGGGCGCCAGCGAGGAGCUGUACUUUGGGAGCCUCUCUGCCUUCGUCUACCAGCACUCCAUCAUCCCUCUGGCACUGCCCUGCAGGCUCAGCAUCCCCACCCGAGAUCUCGCUGAUGGAGAGGACAGCCCUGACUGUGCCCCCGAAUCUGCGCUGUCCCUGGCCAGGAGAACUGCAGUGUGCAACGUCCUGUACCUCAACUCAGUGAAUGUGGAGACUCUGACAGGAGCCCCAGCCAUCCUGAAAGGCAUCUCCUGCACCUUGGAGCUGGAAACUCUGCCCACCCCCAUCCUGGUGCACUUCAGGGUGACAGAGCAGGGCGUCACGCUGACCGAUGUGCAGAGGAAGGUGUUUUUCAGGCGACACUACCCCUUGGCUGCCAUCAGGUUCUGUGGGAUGGACCCUGAGAACAGAAAGUGGCAGAAGUACUGCAAGUCCUCCAGAAUCUUUGGGUUCGUGGCCAAGAGCCAGACAGACUCGGAGAACCUCUGUCACCUGUUUGCAGAGUACGACACCGUGCAGCCAGUGUCCCUUGUCAUCGACCUGCUCCGCCAGCUCCUGCCCAGCCCAUAGGGACAGAACCCUGGGACACUCAGGGCCAGCAGCUGCCCACACACUGCUGAGCUUCUCCUGCUCCCCUUCUCCUGCUUCUGGGUUGCAUUGGCAACAGCAUGUAUUUAGACUUUUUUGUUAUGCAUCGUCACAUCAGGAGUCUCAGCUAAAGACGUUCAGCUCUGGGAUGAGCUGCUCCUCCAAACCUCUCCGUGGGGAAGGGACCAGAGCUGCCCAGGAGGGACAGCUGUGCUCUCUGUGGAACCACUGUCCAUCUGCUCUGAAGGACCACAGUGCUCUGGCUGUGGCUUCUACCAGCCACAAAUUCCCCUGUUCUUGGGGUGUCUUGGGGUGUCAUGGAGCUGAGCUGAGCUCCCAUCACUGGGGACACAACCCUGAUGCCCCAGUGCUGCAAGAGGGAAAGUUUGGGGGAGGAAUCACCCCCUGAGCAGCACAAAGAGGCAACUUCGCCAAUCAAAGUGUAAAAAAUUACUAAGUCCUGCUGGAAACCUGCUUCCCUCAAGGAGCCAGCAGCAUCCACAGGCAGGAAUGACACAGCAGCGCGUUUUUCCUGGUGCUGGGAAAUUCUCCUGCCCUUUUACACAGCGCAGGGUUGCGGGCGGGCUCGACCUCCCAGCAUUGCGGAG
Catharus ustulatus (Swainson's thrush) is the source of this 2920-nucleotide messenger RNA. It is a transcript of the gene TNS4, whose product is annotated as tensin 4. NCBI's taxonomy places the organism in Eukaryota, Metazoa, Chordata, Aves, Passeriformes, Turdidae. Gene Ontology annotation, molecular function: protein binding. The transcript has 12 exons. The coding region runs from base 111 to 2294 and encodes 727 amino acids. The record is from RefSeq and is a predicted model, not a curated record.